AUGAUCAGCUGCUGUGCGGUCCUUUGCAGGAGCCGAGGGAUCCGAGCAAAGGUUCGGCGGUGGCACCGGCGAGGUCAGCAGACGGUGCAAUGGCACGAGGAGGACCUUCGACAAGAGGGCUGGAGACCUUUGGGCACCUACCACGAUGCCUCUGACCCGGAACAUGGCGAGGCAACCAUCUACAUAAAGGACGACGCCGUGCGAAUUUGCCACAGCAUCUACGGACCCGUCCCUUGCAGCGACGGUGUGAUCUUGCAGCAUGACGAGGACGUCUACGAUGUUCAGAUGGGCGAUAUGCAGGGGCGGAUUGAUGCGAAGGGCUUUCAUUGCAGCGGCUACCUGAAUCCGACAGUCGCUGCCGCUGUGAGCCGACAGCCCAUGACAUCGGCGCCCAUCACCGAGCCCAAGCUCCAGAAGGCGUGUCGCAACCUGGCUGCCAUCUUGGGCCCUGGGGCCUUCAAAAAGGAAGACUACGAGUCUAUCAUGAAUCAAGGGAGCGCCUCAGACGCGCUCCUUUCAGAGAUCAGGGCCAUGGGAGAUGACUACGGGGGGUGGGCCGCCUUCGAAGUAGCCAGUCGGGAGCACGAGGAAAGUUCCGAGCAGCAGAUUUGGGGCAAACGGCUGCUUCGACAGCUUCGCCGGCAGUUCUUCGUUCCCGGUGCUGGCCGUUUCUUUCCCGAGGCUGCUUACCGCAGCUGGCGCCAGCAGCAGAAUGCUCGUCGGCUUCCCACCGUAGCUGAGCUCCGCACGGAAGGUUACAUGCUGAAGCAUUUCGCGAAGCUCGAGACGGAGGCAAAGGACGCUGCAGACUGCAUCCGUGGAGUGCUCCUCACGGGUCCGGAGCAGCUCGUGUCCUACGUGCUGGGGAAUCAUGCCUUCUGGGCGAAGGCUGAGAAUGCUCGGCGGCUGGACGAAGUCGAGGAGGCGACGGAACUGCCAAAGAAGCCGAAGUCCUUGCUUGAGCGCCUCGAGCAGGGGCGAAAGAAGAGGUUGGCUGCAGAGAGGGCGAAACGGGACAAGCCCUUCGAGCACCUGCAGAUGAUACCGCCGCUGCCGGUUCCGGGAGAAGCCUUGGAGUUUCGCGUGCUGUCAAGCGAGGAGCAGGUUCGCGAAGCUGCCGAAAGACUGAAGAACUGCGCGGCCACUUACAUUCCCGAUGUCGUCGCGCAAAAAUGCGCUCUGGUUGGCUUGUUCCAAAAGGAGAAUGGCGACGGCGACAAAGCCUCCAAAAUCGUUGCCAUGGGUCAGCUCUUUGCCAAGGUAUCUGUAUCUGAUGGGAGCAUCGUCACGAGCUGGGGACAACGAAGCCAGAAUAGCAACAAAACUUUGACGAGCAGCCAGGACCAGCAUUUCGAAUGGGCUCUAGAAAACCUUUCGAAGCUGUGGACACAGGCCGUCCAAGACGAGCUAGACGAAGUCUUGCCACGGCAAGCAUCAGGCGAGAGAGUGAUGCGGAAGGUCGCGGAUCAAGUUUCGUCGGCUUUUGAGCGCCUCGGCCUUCUGGGCCGUCAGGUCGUUCUGAGGGAGCUUGCACAGGUCAUCGACGGCGAAGGCUACUCCCCGGAGUGGAGAAGCCUCGCACAAGGCCUCGUGGAACGUGCGCUGGAGUCUCCUGCGACGGGCAUCAUUCCUGACGAGACCAUAGGAAGUUGUCUCGCAAUCGCAGGGAAGGUCCAGGAUUCCAACCUACUUCGAUCUAUCAUGAGCUCGGGGAUGUCGGAAAGGUUGUUCUCUGCAGUACGGGAGCUUAGAAAUUUCUUGGAGCAGGCGAGCAGAAAGGGUGGAGAUCUGACGAUUAACCAGUGGGCGCGCUUGUGGUUGCUGGACCUACCGAUGGACCCCUCGAUCGUGGCUGAGGGGAUGUUCCGCACGUUGCCCGAGAAAGCAGGCGAGCGAAUGAAGCGAAUUGACCAAAUCGUUGGGCGUCUUUUGCAAGCCGGAGCUGGCUCGGGUGUCUUGGGCAGUGUUUUGGACACAGCUCUCCGACUUGACAUAUUCUUGAAGCUUCGGGUGCUGCUUUCUGAUCUGCCAUUCUUGGUCGACGCAUUGACCGAGCCCUUGCUGUCGGCUGCACAGGCGGGCGAUCACUUUCUCGCCAGGAGUAGCAGCUCGAAACUAUUGAAAGCUGGAGUGGCACACGAGCAGACGAAGGCAAUUUUCAAGCAAGCUCUCCAACUUGACAAUAAUGCGAAGCUCACAGUGCUGUUGUCCGACCUGCCAUUCCACGGACCUGAUUUGGUGGAGGCUUUGCGAGAUCCCUUGCUUUCAGCCGCGGAUGCACAUUCCGUGAAGGUCGUGCAGAGCAUCGUUAGACGACUCGUGCGAGCCAACGUGGAAACGACUUGGACAACCGGCAUCCUGGAAGAAGCCGGCAAGCUCAAGUUAUCUGCCCAGCUUAUCUUGCUGCUUUUUUUGGAUCUGCCAUUCGUGGCUUCGCCUUCUGUGCUUGAGGUCCUGUGUCGGCAUCUGUUGUUCUUCGCCAAGCAGGAGAAGGAAUCUGCGAUUGUCAAGCUGAUUGGAUCUAAGCUCUCAGCAUUUGGGAUCAAGCCGGCUGAUGCUGACUCUAUCCUCCGUUCCGGGAGCAUCACGGGAACCAGAGCACAGCUUCGAGUGUUGACAAGUGGGCUUCGCUUUCACUCCGGCACUGUCACAGGAUUGGCUCCAGAAAUGGCAUCGAGCCUGGUUGAAGCAGCAGAGCGGAACGACAUGGAGUUAGUGCAAGAAUCCGAAGGAGUGUUCCAUCAAUGUGGCAUACGAGCUGAGCAUACAUCUUGCUUUUUGGAGCGGGCGUGCCACGCAGGAUGCUACUACUUCAUGGUAGACUCGACUCUGCCUUUCGAGCCAAAAGCAUUAACAUUGAGCCUGGCACAAGCAUACUUGCAACGGCUCGUUGAAGACACAGAUUGUGAGAAUGAUUCAUAUCACUCUGACAUCGAGCCGGCUCUUGACCGGGCAGGGGCAAAUAAGGUUGCAUUUCUGGCCAGCGUGCUGCUCUGUGCUGCGGACAAGCUGCCUCCUGACGCACCUGUGAUCAGAAACUUGUUGGACCGGCUGGUAAAGAUCGGGAUCACCACACCAGUAGCAGAGUUCUUGAUGGAAGAGAUCAGACCGGAGCAUAGGAUGCUUCUGAGCCGGAGGAUACCUUUCUCCAAAUCAUUCUUGGGUCGUGCUGGAAUCAACCGCCACUGA
This is a messenger RNA of Symbiodinium sp. CCMP2592, 3189 nucleotides long. The record is from the annotation of a GenBank genome assembly. Lineage: Eukaryota; Dinophyceae; Suessiales; Symbiodiniaceae.